AUGUUGAGGUCUCCAAGUGGCUACAGCUCGUCAAGCGCAGAUCACAUCGAAGGUGCCGUGAACAACUGCCUGAGGGGACUGGACAGAUCCCGAUGCCUUGUGGUCACUUCAGGUGCUCGUUGGACAGGUCGACAGCCAAGCUUCCCUGGUGCUAAGGUUCUUCAGAUUGACUGCAGGCAUUUCCAUGAUCCUGACAGCGACAGAUCGAUCCGAGGUUGCACUGGACGACAUCCUAGCAUUAUCCGAGGAGUUGCACUUCAUGAGGCAAUGAAUGACCUCGUUGAGCAGGUGACAGAUUUCUUGAGGGCUAACCCGAAUGGGAAGCUCGUGAUCCACUUGUACUGCACCAGUGGUCGUCAUCGCAGUGUUGGAUUGGCAGCUUUGAUCUACUACUUCUUGGACGUGACUGAUUGGAGGAAGCCUUUGCUGAUCCAUUAUCACAGCCCGGAGUGGCGUGAGAUGACUUGUGGAGGUCAUUGCAGUCUUUGUGCAACAGCCGACACCAGAGAGCUUGGAAACUUGAUGAACAGGCAUCUUCCUGACGUGCGUGUUGUGGAUGUGGAUGAACCUGAUAGGGCCUACUACAACGGCGACGAGAUCUAUCCCCACGUUGACACCAUCCAGGACUGUGCCAGUUCCAGUCCGUGUAUGUUCCAGCAUAUCCACCUCCAAGCCGUAGUGCUGGAGACUCAUCUCGUGGAGGAGCACAUCACGAAGGAGACGAACGAGGCCGUGAUUAUGGAGGACAAGACCGACCAGAAGAAGAUCCUCUUCGAGCGGCAGGCGUGGUCGGCGAUCUCGAAGCAGCCACCGAUUCGACGCCCAUGUGAUGAGUCUCAGCGUCAGCGACUUGAGAGGGAACUCCGCGACAUCUUGAACGACAACAGCGGAGACCCAUAUUGCUGGAAUGUCGAUGAAGACAUCCUUUCUUGGAUCAUCUCUUCUGCAAAACUGUGGGGAAACAGAGAUCGGGUGAUCUGGAUUACAGACCCCAGCCUUCCUCAUGAGGAGCAGCAGCAGCAAGGCAUCAGGGUGGACAUCAAGCUCAGAUCCCACGUGAGGAGCACUUUGAUUUCAGGUGGCAAAUGGAUGAAUCGACAGGGUUGGGUGAAAUCGUCAUUCUAUCGACCACGUGAUUCCGCAGGAACAUUGUGGAACAGACUUCAACGGGAAGAAGCUGUUGGAGAGAACGUCGAUCUCCCGACUACUUGGGCCGAUUUGGUGAUCUUCUCACAUCGAGACGUGCGCCCGCGAGCAUAUACGGGGCGCGUGGUUUUGUUGUCAGGUGAUCAGGGUUUUGAGGGCAGUAUCGCACCAAAAACGGAGCCCCAAAACGCACCAAAAACGGAGCCCCAAAACGCACCAAAAACGGAGCCCCAAAAGAGCCAGAAAUAUGUCCCCAAAACAAAAGUCCAUUUGCAGAGUCGAAAGAAUCCUCCAACUCCACCACAGCCAAGUCGGUUUAUGAUUUGUACAGAUGAUGACAUGUUCAAGGGAAACCCCAAGAUUCAGACCCCGAAAGAUGAGUCAACCGACUAUAGCACAAGUUCAUCCGAUGAGAGCCCUGUUGCCAAACCUGUGAAAAGCAAAUCCUCCAAUGGAAAGCCUUGUCAUGAGAAAACCCCCAAGGAUGAAGUGAUCAUCAAAACCGAACCCGGUGAUGUACUGCCAGUUGGACUCAUGGCCAGAGAUCCAGAUGGUCCCAACAUGCAUGAAGUUGUUCUGGACUCUGACACCGAUGUUGAAGUGCAUGAACAUGGUCCAAUUGCCAUCCAACCCAAUGAGAGAGUCACCAUGGGUAGGAAACACCGUAAAGCAGUGUUGGACGGUAUUGCCAAUUUGAACAAGAACGACAUGAUGAUCCAGAGUGGACUUGGUUUGAUUUCCAAUCCCAAUCGAGAUAGCAAGACAGUUGUUUUCACUUCCCAUCCGUUCGUGUUCGUCCAGGAGUCUGGCCAGCCUUCGGUCGACGUGAUCGACGUUGGUGUGGGGGCCAGUCAUCUUGACCCUGAAUUUGACCCCAAAGAUUUUUGUAAUCUGUUGGCGGGGUAUCAAAACAUUGUCAUUGCCAUUGGAUACAACAACCCAAAUGAUCCAUUGGGACAUGGUCGUUUUCUGGCAGAAGUGGAGUUGAUGUGCGACUUGGACAAUUGCAAGUUUCUGCACAUAGAUGUUGCCAUGACUGAUCGAUGGGAGAAACAUCAACACCCCCAAACACCAUAUAUCAAUGACCAUGGUUUGGCAUUCACAUGCAAUGACGAACAGUGGACCCAUGAGUUUGAAUCUUGGUUUCGUGGACAGACGAUGGACGAUGUCUUGUCUUGGAAGUUUGCAGAUUGGAUUGGGAGUUGGGCCAAGGAAGAUGAUUUGAACCAUCAAAUGGGGAUAGCGUUUGUGGGGGACAUGCAUGAAGAAGCACAUGAAGAGCAUCAACGACUUGACGCCCUCUGGGACUCCGAUGACAGAGCCCAGGUGAACCCUGUUGAGGAACUGAUUUCUGAGGAAACCCUCAUUGACGAAGUCGAGAUUCCAGGACUUCCACAAGAUGAGGUGGAGAGACGCAGGCAGUGGAGAAAGCUUCCAGCCAGAGUGAGGAUCGCUGUCAGGCGACUUCACCGUCAGUUUGGUCAUGUGCCGAGGCAGACCAUGAUCCACUUGCUUCGUGCUGCCAGGGUUCGAACAGAGUUCAUUGAUGCAGUAAAACUUCAUAGGUGCACAGCAUGUGAAGAAACAUCCCGAAAGAAACCCACACACAAAACUGCAUUGCCCCACAACUACUCUUUCAACCAUAGCUUGGGAAUUGAUGUUUUUGAGAUCAUUGAUGCAGGUGGUUCCAAGUUUCAAGUUUUGAACAUGGUAGAUCUUGGGACGACAUUUCAACUGUGCGAGGUUGUCAGAACAGGCCAGGGACAGCCAUCAUCCAGUGAAUGUCUGAAGGCCCUGCAGAAACGUUGGUUUUCAUGGAGUGGACACCCAGUGAACUUGAUGUGUGACCGAGGGUUGCAUAACCGUGGUGUACUGUCAAAGUACAUGGACGAUCAUGGCAUUCAGGUUUAUCACAGCCCACUUGAGGCACCUGAAAACCUUGGCCGUGUAGAGCGCCACGGGGCCAUUGCCAAAGCUCUUUUCCGAAAGGUCUCAAAAGAAACUCAACCUCUUGGCAGAGAACAGGUUGAGUCAGUUCUGCAAGAAGUGCUCAUGGUGAAGAAUAAUGCAUCACGUGUAGGAGGCUUUUCACCAUCACAGUGGGUGUUGGGUAAGGCACCACGCUCAGACCCCAGUCCAUUGUCCGAAGAGCGAUUUGCAGAGCUCGGAGCCUUGGAGGCCCAGCACAACCCCGAAAGCAUUUUUGCUUUGCAGCAUCUUGCUAGGCAGGAAGCACAGAAAGCAUUUGUAUACCUCGAUUGCUCCAAGCGUGUCCAGCGAGCCAUGACCAAAAACACAUCACCUUUUCCGAGGGACUUCGAAAUCGGGGACUUGGUGACUUUUCGCAGGGAUAACCAGCGGGGAGGCACACGAUGGAGUCCCACAAGUAGGGUGAUAGGCCAUGAGGGAGAGAGAAACCUAUGGUUGCUUUGUGGAAAUGUCCCAGUACUAGUGGCCAGUCAGAAUGUGAAGGUAGCUACUCCAAGUGAAGCAUUGGCGCAUUCGGUUCUCCAUGGGCAGCCUGUCAUUCCUGAUGAGGUCGUGAUCGGAGGUGAACAGCAAUCCUUUUUGGAUGCUCGAAUUUCCCCAGAUUCCCAAAGUGACGGAUAUGAGCCAUCCGUACUUGAGGCGCCUGAACCAAUUGCCUCAGGCGAGGGAGCUGAACUACCAUUCAUAAAUUGGGGAGAUAAUAAUGAGGAUUUACCACCAAUACCCGAAGAUGAAGAAUUGGAUAAUGCAGGGGUAACUGUACCGGAAAUCACCAUUGAUGGUGAAGACAUGUCAGAUGAAGUAAAUGGUACAGAUGAACUGAUUGAAGCUGCCAGUUCCAGUCUGGACAGACGGAGAUCAAGUGUUGCCCCUCGUGCCGACAGAAACGUGAGACCCCGUCUUGAAACCCAACCUGAGAGUGAAAGAGGGUCAUCGCUUAUGCCUUCCAGGCGCGAAUCUGUUGACUCAGCAGACAGACCUUCUGCUGAAGCACCACAGCCAACACCAUCACAAGCCGCAGGGCCACAAUCAUGGCCCAAUCCGUAUGACAGUCUUAAUGACCUUCCAGCAUCCCUGAGGAGCCACUUUGAGCGAGCCCGAAAUGCGGCCGCACAAUGGUCCGUAGAACAAGUUGAACAGUCCACAGCCAUGUUCACAUGUUUUAUGGCAGGGAAAGAUGAGAUUGUAGAAGAAGGCAAGAAGGUCCUGAAAAGCAUUCAUUUCGAAUCAGCGCCACCUGAGGUUCAAAAGGCACUGCAAGCUUCUCGAGCCCAGGAAUGGUCAAAGUUUGAAAGCUUCGGAGCAGUCGUGCCACUGACUCCGGAUCAAGUGCAAGAGCUUGUUGCUGAGGGACAUCAGAUUAUACCCUCCAAAUGGGUAGAUGUUGACAAAGCUCAGUACAAGAAAGGCCGAGAUCCAAAUUACCAGCCACAAUACAAAAGCAGGUUAGUUUCCUGCGGAAACUUCGAAUGCAGUGACGGUCUGAGGUCAGACAGCCCCACAGCUGACAUUGAGGUUCACAACCUCAUUUGCUGUUGGUGUGCAGCACAUGAGCUCGACUUGCAUUCGGCUGAUGUGACAUCAGCAUAUUUCCAAGGACGACCUUUGGACCGGGUACUCCUGAUGAGACAACCCCGGGGUGGCAUCCCAGGAGUUGACGAGGGAAUUGUUUACCUCGUAAGGGUACCAAUCUAUGGACUCACAGACUCAGGUCGCGGAUUUUGGCUGCGAUUGGAUGGAGAUGCCAAGAAAGAAGGCAUGAAAGCAUCACAGUUUUUCUCAGGUCUUUAUUUUCUUCCAGGGAGCGAUGGUGAUACAUGCGCAUUGAUGUGCACACAUGUUGACGAUCUUUUGUACUGUUACUUGCCCGAAGGUAAGGAAGUCAUCGAACGUUUUCUGAAUAAGUUCAACAUCGGCAGCACCGAAGUGAACGAGUUCAGGUAUUGCGGAAAGCAGUUUUCGCGUUCAGGUGACGGAGACAUUUUCGUCGACACCGUCGAUAACACCAGGAAGAUCAAACCAAUUCCAAUUGACGCUGGCCGUCCAGGCAGUGAGAAGAUUUCAGGUGAUGACACCACACGACUUAGGUCGGUGACCGGGUCACUCGCUUGGGUUGCUCGCCAGACAAGACCAGAUUUGGCAUACCGAGUUAGCCGCCUACAAUCUUCAAUCAAAAAUGCCACAGUCAGCACUUUGUGCGACGCAAACGCAGUUGUACAACUUGCUCACAAAGGUGAUCAGGUAAGGCUUCGUUUUCCAAGCGGACAUCUCAAAUGGGAUGAGAUAGGUCUGAUCACAAUUACUGACGCUUCAUUCUCCAAUGAACAGAACUACCGUUCCCAACAGGGACGUUGUCACUUUCUUGGAGACCUCACAGAGAUCAAGAGCAGUAGCUGCAACACGUACAGAGUAAUGCCUCUGUCUUACAGCUCUACCACGAUCCGACGUGUGUGUCGAAGCACGCUCCAGGCUGAGACGUAUUCACUGCAGCAUGGUCUCGAAGCAGGGGACAAGCUCAGAGGUGUCUUGGCAGAACUCAAAGGCCAGAUCAAAUCCAUGCGGACAUGGGAAACUGAUGCAAGGAGCUGCGUACCGCACUUAGCCCUCACAGAUUGCCGCUCAUUGUCAGACCACUUGGCUUCCGAGAUCCUGGCGAAGGUGAGCGACAAAAGACUUGGCAUCGAAUUACAAAGUAUUCACGAAUCCUACUGGAAUGAUGACCGAAAACAUGGGACAUCUAUCCGAAUGGAGGAGAUAAGCUGUCAUGGAUAG
Molecule: messenger RNA, 5907 nt
Organism: Cladocopium goreaui
Lineage: Eukaryota; Dinophyceae; Suessiales; Symbiodiniaceae
Source: the annotation of a GenBank genome assembly